Messenger RNA from Andrographis paniculata, 1436 nucleotides. Its product is annotated as UDP-N-acetylglucosamine transporter ROCK1. The record is from RefSeq and is a predicted model, not a curated record. Gene Ontology annotation, molecular function: pyrimidine nucleotide-sugar transmembrane transporter activity. The coding region runs from base 126 to 1127 and encodes 333 amino acids. The transcript has 8 exons. NCBI's taxonomy places the organism in Eukaryota, Viridiplantae, Streptophyta, Magnoliopsida, Lamiales, Acanthaceae. Gene Ontology annotation, cellular component: Golgi membrane. Gene Ontology annotation, biological process: pyrimidine nucleotide-sugar transmembrane transport.
CGUACGGCAGCCGAAAAAGACCGUUUCGUUUUCUGCUGCACUUUUUCCCAUUGGACCCGAUUACAAGUGCGAUGCCUUUUCCUCACGACUGGAGCAGCGCGUAGAUCGUCCCUUCGCCGCAGUUAAUGGCGGUCAAGAAGCCCGAACUUCCCAAACCUGGGCCGGUUAGCCCGAAUCCCAGCGCUGGCGCCAAGGUGUGGCUGCUUUCCUUGCUGCUCACGCUGCAGUACGGCGCCCAGCCCCUCAUCUCCAAGCGUUGCACUAGCCGUGAAGUUAUUGUGACUACUUCUGUUUUGACAUGUGAGUCGGUAAAGGUGAUUUGUGCUCUCCUUAUCUUGGCAAGUAAAGGAAAUUUGAGAAAGGUGUUCAAAGAGUGGACUUUAGUUGGCUCUUUAACAGCAUCAGGACUGCCAGCCGCCAUCUAUGCACUGCAAAAUAGCUUGUUACAGAUAUCCUAUAGAAAUCUUGAUUCACUUACAUUCUCAAUGCUGAACCAGACAAAACUUUUUUUCACAGCAUUGUUUACCUAUCUCAUAUUAAGGCAGAGACAGUCUAUUCAACAGAUCGGGGCUCUGUUUUUGUUGAUAACUGCAGCUGUCCUUUUAAGCAUUGGUGAAGGAUCCAGUAAAGCAAUGGGUUCUGAAAAUCCUGAUGAAAUUUUAUUCUAUGGGAUUAUUCCUGUACUGGUAGCUUCCAUACUUUCUGGUCUGGCUUCGGCGUUAUGUCAGUGGGCUUGCCAAGUUAAGAACCAUACAUCUUACUUGAUGACUGUGGAGAUGUCCAUAAUUGGGAGCCUUUGCUUACUUGCCAGUGCUUCCAAGUCUCCAGAUGGUUUAGCUAUUAGAAAACAUGGGUUCUUUUAUGGAUGGACUCCUUUUACAUGGAUUCCUGUUGUACUCAAUGCUGUUGGUGGAAUUCUUGUUGGUCUUGUGACAAGUUAUGCUGGUGGUGUCCGAAAGGGGUUCGUCAUUGUAUCCGCCCUUCUGGUCACAGCUCUGCUCCAAUACAUGUUCGAUGGUAAACCACCUUCUCCAUACUGCCUUGUGGCUCUACCAUUGGUUAUCACCAGCACAACCAUCUACCAGAAGUACCCAUACCCAUACCGUACUAAAAAGAAGGAAUCGUGAGAGUCAGGAAAAUAGGUCGAUGAAUUUUUUGAAGGAGCUGAGCUGAGCUGACUUCAUUCCUUCCACUUUGAGAGAGGUAAUUGAAGACAACAUAGGAUUUAUGCAUACUGCUUUUCGAUCGAUCGUUGGUACUAAUACUAAGAGAGUUUGUUUUUUUGUUUGUUUGUUGUGUCUUGGUGUUGAAUAUUUGUAUGACUUUGUGCAUCUCUUUCUUGUCUUGGAAAACUUGUCAAAGCUCAGGAGGGUAUCUCCAAUGUUGUCAAUGAAAGGAUAUUUCAUUAUAGGACUUACAUGAUGUUUAGUUGAAAA